Molecule: messenger RNA, 1022 nt
Organism: Camponotus floridanus (Florida carpenter ant)
Lineage: Eukaryota; Metazoa; Arthropoda; Insecta; Hymenoptera; Formicidae
Product: succinate dehydrogenase assembly factor 4, mitochondrial
Exons: 4
Coding region: 499-819 (106 amino acids)
Biological process (GO): mitochondrial respiratory chain complex II assembly
Cellular component (GO): mitochondrion
Source: RefSeq, a predicted model, not a curated record
AGUAUUUUUGAGCACACUCCAAGUGGCCGGAGAGCCUCAGCCUCAGAUGACAGCUCCGUUUACAUUUUUUGUUUAUUUACGCGACUGUAACUGCGAUGCGAUUUCAAGGAACAGUGCGUUGAAUGUUAAGAAUAAAUACGUGAGAAUUAUAUAAUAUUAAAUGAAUCAAUGAGAGACAGACGUAAUCUUGGAUUUUCUUCUAUCAAAAGCAUUUUUAUCGACGAUGAUACACGAAUAUAACGCCUGAUUUUACAUACAAGUUAUAUAUGAAUUUAUAAAAUUAAUAAUAAUUUAAAAGUGUUAUGAGAGAGAAAUAACUCAGGACACGUGCGCACGAGUCGAUAUCCUUGAGACGAAUUCAACUUGUAUUUCGCAAAAAUUUUCCCACAUUUCAUCUUGUGAAAUCGAUGAAGAGAUAGAGACAUAUCAGUUGAAUUGGAUCUUGUAUUUUCAAGGAAAAAAAAAUAUAGAAAAAGAAUUCGCAUUCGCGAGCAAAGAAUGGCGGGAAUUAUUCGUGCAUCGAUUUCAAGCUCGCGAUUGCAUUUAAAAGGUCUCGCACGUUUAUUCUCAUCCAAAAGCGUGGACGAGGUCGGCGAGAGUCCGAGAUUACGUGAAUUUCGAAAAAAAUUGCGCGAACGCACCCCCAUAGAGAAACUAGAGGAGUUGGAAGAAAACAAGCACCCUUAUCAGGAGAAAGAACCCUUGAAACCGUUUCCGAACAAUACGAAUCCGGAAACAGGAGAGAUCGGAGGUCCUCGCGGACCAGAACCGACUCGUUAUGGCGACUGGGAGAGAAAGGGUCGUGUGACGGACUUUUAAACCCUCUGUCAUCUUAGAAAAAAAUAUAAAUUAUUUGUUAAUAGUUAGAAAUUACGUUAACGAAUUAAUUAUCGAUGCAUCGUAAAAAAAAGAUCUCUAUUUUAUAGAAUAAAAAUUGUAAAUAUAUAAAUAUAUAAAUUUGUAUUGCGAAAUGUCUCUAUCGCGAUCGCUAUCUAGUGCUAAUUCGUCUAAACAAAGUUAGG